AAAUGUCGCGAAGUGAUCGAGUUACCGAUCUGAUCAUGCAUUACUACAUGGAGCAUGGCCGCAACCGUGACCUGGAAAAAUAUCUACGUUUGCGACGAGUGUCGAAUGUGACGCGUUCUUCCAGCGACGGUAGUCUUCCUUGUUUGGAUGAACUACAGCGUCGGACUGCAUGCCGUUCCGCUUGUGAUCGAUCCGAUGUUAGAAAAUCGAUGGAAAAUCUAUCCACGCUAAGAAAAAAAGCGGAACAGCAACAAUUGGAUGAGAGUGAAAAAUCGCUUCGUAAUGCUUCUGCCGAAAGUGCCAAAUCGGUGGCGAGCAAAUCAUCCGACAAAGUAGGCACUGACGCAGGCGGCUCUUCGGAUGCAAAGUGUGUAAAGGUGAAAGAGACAAAAGUAGAACAUAAGAGUGGACGAAAUUUCAACUUUAAUCUGGAGUCGGUCAUAGAAAUUAAUCUUCCGCCUCCUCCGACUAUCACGUUGGGUGUACCGACCACGUCUACAGUUGCACCGAUUACGUACAGCCAACCGGAACCAUUGCAAACAGCACCGAAACAACAGGUCUCGCCGCGGGUCGUUGUACAUGAGAACAGUACACAAACGGCCGCUUCGGAAGAUGAUCCCAUUCGGCCAGUGGUGAAAGCACACGUACCGGGAACCAUGGAGGAACCACUGGACAGUACAAAAGAUCUUUCACCUGGCAGCAGCAUCGCAUCGAACAAGCAAAGAUUGGAAUGGGAUUCUUUAGGUGACAUCGGGUAUGAUUCGAGCGAACGGUUACAAUUCUGUGGCGCAGCUGAUCUGAACGAAACGGAAAAGCGUUGCCUUCAGCGAUACUUUGCCCGUAAAGGGCUUACCUUCGAUCGAAGCGUCAUCGUUGUACGGCAAAGAGACGAAAAGGAAAAGAAACCGGCCCGUACUGGCGAGGACACAUCGAUCAUGCAAACCAAACCGGAUGCUCAAAGUACACCGAAACUGCAACCACAUCCAGCGCAGCCGUCAGUGCAGCAGAAGGUAAGGGAAGAAGCCAAAUCCACCCAAACGUCGCUUUACACGCGAGGAAAAGAAUCACGAGGCGUACAAGUAACGCGUCGAAACGAAGACUUGUUCCAACGUCAGGACAAAGCCAUCGGAACAACCGACAGCUACACGUUAGCGUCGGUAGAUGCGGCGGAAAGUUUUGAAUUCUUUUCACCUUCGGUACCGGAAACGGAAAAUAACACUCCAUCCGUAGCUGCUUCCGUUUCUACGCCGGUUCACUCGUCAUCGAACACUUCCUCGUCCACGGCGAAUGAGGCCAGUUCCAGUAACCGUUCCAUGCGACCUAUGUUUGACGAUGAGGUGAAGCUCGGACUUACGCUGUACAAUUCGAUUUGUGAGCUGAAGAGCAUGCCAACAGGUGUGAAGGAAAGUUUGAUCGAUAAAAUAUUUCGAAAGCUUUCUCGACACGAUCCGAAACGGAGAACGCGGGAACAGUUGUUGCAGGAUUACGGAAAGGCUGUUAGGAGGAGGAAGGAGAAUGAGCAGAAGCUGCAGGAAGCAACCGGGAAGGAGGAAAGCAACGUGUAUGAUGAUGUGAGUCCUUGCACCGAGAAGGACGAUGAAUCGCACGUUGACAAUGCAAGUCCUCAGCUAGAUCGAAGUAUGGAUGUGGUAGAGGUCAUUGAAGAGACAAAAGAUCCGCUUUCGAUUGCUGGCAGCGUUAAUGUAUCGGAAGGUUCGGUGCAAGCAUCAGCUACCGGAUCGAACGAAGGGAAAAAUGGACUACAAAACAAUUCCUCCCGAGAAGUCGGCUCUCUUGAGAAUUCGUCCCAUCGUACCGUUUCCUCACAGCCUGUAUCAGCUGGAACGACUAAGGAAAAUCUUCCUCGAAAGAUGUCCGCACCGGAACCACGGGAUAAGCGCGUUCGUAAAGCGAUGCAGGACUAUCUUAAGCCCAUGACACACUCGGAAGUAGAGUAUGAGAAUUUUCGUCAGCUACGGCAACUUAACCAAGAACGUGCCAACGAUCCACAGCUGGCAAAGAUCGAUCGAGAGAUCGAGCAGUUGCUGGUGAAGAAAAUGUUGCUGCUCAAUGUGGGACCAACUGUAACGGCGGGACCUACACUGCCUGUGAAGGAUAUGGCGCCUCCAGCUCCUCCUUCUCCGGCAAUACCCGUACCACUUCCUAGCGAACGUAGCGGAACGGUAUAUACAUCCGUACAUGAUCCAGUCUCAGUAAACAGCAGUUCCAAAGAUAGCAGCAGUUCGGCUUGGAAUUCGCACUAUCACAUGGCAAAGGUAAUAAAAAACCGUUCCAAGCUGGAGACACCCACCGCACUUAGCUCCACACCGUCCGAUGUGAGCAUUCCCACCUUUAUUAAGCAAAAACAGGAAAAGUUUGUCGAAAACUAUGAUCAGGUACGGACACGUCGAGCGUUCGAGGAGCAAAAUCACAUUUACACGCGACCGUACAGUAGCGGAGGUCAUCGAAGCGAUAGAAGACAUCUGCACGAGAAGGAAAAUCAUGCAUUCCGUAAGGAUAGAUACGCGUUGAGCCAGCUACCAAAAGGAAAACCCACCGACUGUAGGGCUAUCUCGUCCUCCAACAAUACUAUACCAUCGCCGGAAUUUAUAUCGUCCGAUUCGAUAUCGAUACCGGUCGUAACGACGCUCACAAACACGACCACUACGCACCAUUACGAUAUCAAGUCCAGGAUACCAUCACCUACGGCACCGAAAGGACGUACGGCCGGUACACAAACAACGGAUUCAAUUCUGCGGACCAAACCGAUAUUCGGGGAAAAGAAACCGAAACCCGCCUCCGUAACAGCUUCAGUACAGGUUCCAUCGACGGUUGGGAUUAAUGUGACAACUGGGCGGUUUCCAGUAGUGGAAUGUAACUGUCCCUGUGGACAGCGAGAUCAGAAGCGUGCAGAGGUUGGAAUGGAUAAUAAGCACCACAAUCCACGGCGAACGGAAAUUGUUAACGGUGGACGGCAGGAUAAACAAGCACAAACGAAACCAUCAUCCAUUGCGUACGUUAUAACCUUCGAAGGUACAUCAUCGGAGCGGAAGGGCCACAACUCACCGGUACCAUCAACCGUGUCAUCCUCGGAAAGUGCGAUGGAAAGUGAACAGGAAAACGGGAAGGAUGACGAGUCAGAGAAAAUGCUCACACUGCGGGAACAGUUUCGCCGAUCGUGUCCCGCUACACUGAGCCGAAUCGAGGAAAGGCGCCAGUGUAUCAGCGAGUUAAACAAGCUACGCAGCAAGCGGAACCAACAGCGUCAACGCUUGCUACUGCUUACCUCGGACGAUUUGCUGCGAAAGACAACCGCACAGGGAAGGAGCCAGUUGCCUCCGCCACCGUUGAGUCAGAGACGUGUUUUUGCUUCAACACGUGCCAUCCGGGAGAAUACACGUCGACAGGUUCGCAAGUUGCCGGAAGUGCAGCGGAAGAAGGAAAUCGAGCGGAUCAAUAAUUUGAAGCGUAAAAAUCGCAUUCUGAAAGAUGUGUACAAUAAGAACCUGCAACGAAAAGUACUGAAAGGGCAGGUGGACCUAUCGAACAGUGUUCGAGUUAUUCAGGACUAUCCAUAGAAGCAAUGGCGUGGCGAGGAUGCGAUAGAACUAUUUUUUACAUAAUUUUAA
Molecule: messenger RNA, 3629 nt
Organism: Anopheles maculipalpis
Lineage: Eukaryota; Metazoa; Arthropoda; Insecta; Diptera; Culicidae
Product: centrosome-associated protein Alms1a-like
Exons: 2
Coding region: 3-3578 (1191 amino acids)
Source: RefSeq, a predicted model, not a curated record